GCCAAAUGCAACAUGGCUGCCAAUUCGAGCAGCACAGCGCCCUCAGCACAGACAAAAUCUAAUCCUCCGAGUAAAGAAAAAGAAACGUUACUCGCAGUCCUUCAGUUUUUGAAGAAGAAGAAUUUGUCUGAAACUGAGAAAAUCUUCAGGCAAGAAGUCAAUGGGCUAGAUGCAAUAGAAGAAAUAAAUCUUCAAACUACUCCAGAUUCAGAGCCAGAUAUUUCCUCGGUCUUAUCUGCGUAUAACAGUGAUGCAGAUCCAACAAGAUAUGAAGACUAUUACAGCAGUUUGCAAGCUUUUGUAGAGAAAUCAUUGGAUGUGUAUAAGCCUGAGUUAGCCAUGGUACUUUAUCCCAUGUUUGUGCAUAUGUAUCUUGAACUGGUAUACAAGGGAAGUGAUAAGGAGGCACAAUCUUUUUUUGCCUGUUUUCGAGGAAGUCAGGAAGAUUAUCAUGAAGAAGACCUUAGCAAGUUGGCAGCCAUAACACGGCGUGAACACAUGAAAAGCAAUGAGCUCAUGGGAACCUUACGGAGCAAUAAGUUUGUAAUCAGAAUGUCAAAGGACACAUACCAAGUACUCAAGAAACAUUUGCAGGAUCAACAGCAAGAAUUGCUUCUUACCUUGAUUCAGCAGCACCUUCACUUUGAUGUUUUUGAAGGAAGACCACGGAAUAAGCAGACAAUUGAAGCAACAGCAGGAGCAGUUACUGGGGAGGCAACAUUUGAGGCCAACAAAAGCAAGGUGUAUUAUGGAAUUCCACCAGAACCUGAUCUUGGAGUUGUUAUUGAAGAGGAAAAUGAGGAGGAGGAAGAUAAAGAUAAGCCAAAAAAAAAAAAAGUGAAGAAAGAUUCCAAUGGCCCAGGCAAGAAGAAGCAGGAACACAAUCCAAACGCUCCGCCUUUGAACCGCCAGAUUCCCUUCCCUGACAUGAAAGACAGUGAUAAGGUGGUGAAGAUAGCACUGAUGAGGGAAGCGGCCAAAAGAGUCACUUUAGGACCUGAUUCUCUUCCUUCCAUCUGCUUCUACAGUGUACUUAAUGCUCACUCAAGUUUAAACUCGGUCAGCAUAUCCAACGACUCGAGCCUGUUGUCCGGUGGAUUUGAAGACAGCAGUGUACGUGUAUGGAGCCUCACUCCCAAGAAGCUACGCAUGCUCAAGUCGCCUUCGGAGCUCGCCCUAAUUGAUAAGGAAGCAGAGGACGUACUUGAAAGAAUAAUGGACCACAGAACUGCUGUAGAGUCGAGAAAGUUGAUUGGUCAUUCUGGGCCCGUAUUCUCGACGAGUUUUAACAACGACAACUCCUUUCUUGUCUCCGCUUCUGCCGACAGAACAGUUCGCCUUUGGAGUCUCUACACUUUCAGUUCCUUAGUUUCGUUCAAGGGACAUAACUACCCAGUGUGGGACGUGCAGUUCUGCCCCCGCGGACACUACUUUGCAUCAGCAUCACAUGACCGUACGGCCCGACUGUGGAGCACAGACCAACCACAACCACUUAGGAUCUUCGCCGGUCACGUGUCUGACGUCAAUAGGGUCGUCUUUCAUCCGAACUGCAACUACAUCGCCACAGGCUCAUGUGACCGGACCGUCAGGCUCUGGGACAUAAAUACAGGCAGCUCGGUUCGGUUUUUCACGGGACAUAAGGGAGCGAUAUAUUCACUGGCUUUUUCACCUGAUGGCCGUUACCUUGCUUCUUCGGGCGUUGAUAAGCGUAUUCUAGUAUGGGAUCUCGCAGAGGGGACAUUAUUGACAGAGCUAAAAGGACACUCAGACACAGUGUACUCUUUGAUGUUUAGUAGAGAUGGGAAUUUGCUGGCCUCAGGUGGAGUAGAUAACUGUGUAAAGCUGUGGAACGCUCGCUCCAUCUGUAAUCCUGAUGAUGACGACGAUGAAGGAACAGACCCGAACCGCACAUCUACCAAAAGCAACACAUUUGAAGUGGGUUCGUACCCAACCAAGAGGACUCCAGUGCACUGUUUACACUUCACGCUAAGAAAUCUGUUAUUAGCGUCAGGACCUUUCACGGCCUCAUCAUGAGGGCGUAGAUGAGGGUAGGAGUCCAAGGGUGCUUUUGACCUCCUUGACUAGGACCCAAUUCUGCCCCCUCCCCCUCCCCCUCCCCCGUCCUAGCGCACAACUGAAAAAUUCUCCUCCGUCCAUGUCAAUGGGACAAGAGUAUAGCUGCAUUAUUCUGUACUUGUAAAUACUGUAUAAACACAAAUUUUGUAAAUUAAAAUCAUUUA
Molecule: messenger RNA, 2240 nt
Organism: Pocillopora verrucosa
Lineage: Eukaryota; Metazoa; Cnidaria; Anthozoa; Scleractinia; Pocilloporidae
Source: RefSeq, a predicted model, not a curated record